This is a messenger RNA of Caenorhabditis bovis, 795 nucleotides long. NCBI's taxonomy places the organism in Eukaryota, Metazoa, Nematoda, Chromadorea, Rhabditida, Rhabditidae. The record is from the annotation of a GenBank genome assembly.
AUGCACAAAUCGGCGAUAUUCGCUGUGUCGGCGCCAAUUUCGGCGAUUCUUUUCAUCUUCAUUCUCGUCUAUAAACAAUUCAAUGAUUUCGAACAAUGGAUUUUGGAUGCUGGAAAUGAGUUUGAAGCUUCACUUCAAUCCUUAGCCCUGGUACAUCGUAUUAGGCGUCAUUCUUCGAAAUGCUCGUGUUCCCAACACAUUUCCUCCAAAUGCCCACAAGGAGUUCAAGGUGCGCCAGGAAUCCCAGGAAUUCCUGGCAAACCAGGUGAUAAUGGAUCCGAUGGACUACCUGGCGAAAACGGACCAUCGUCUAUGGAUCCAUAUAUGGCCCCAAAUGACUGCAUCAAGUGCCCGCCAGGACCAGCAGGACUACUUGGACAACAAGGUCUGCCAGGAGUUCCAGGAGCCCUUGGUAUCCCUGGAACUCCAGGAGCUGCCGGUUUCGACGUCAUCGGACCCCCUGGGAAACCAGGAGAGCCUGGUGCCGAAGGCAUUUCCGGAAACCAAGGACUAGCCGGGAAAGACGGCAAAAAUGUGGUUCAGGUAGUAAGUCGGCCAGGUGAAAAAGGCAAGCCCGGACUGCCAGGAUCGCCAGGAGCCAAAGGAUUAAGAGGAGCAGUUGGUGACGCUGGUGAAGUAGGACCUGAAGGAUUUCCUGGCUUGUCAGGACUAGUGGGAACCCCAGGAAGAGCAGGAAAACCUGGAAUGCGCGGACCACCCGGUCCUCCUGGAAAAGACGGAUCAUACUGCCGAUGUCCUGAUCGCACGAAGUACCCAACAUACCCAUUUCUAUAA